This is a messenger RNA of Podarcis raffonei (Aeolian wall lizard), 2362 nucleotides long. RefSeq names its product iroquois homeobox 1 (gene IRX1). NCBI's taxonomy places the organism in Eukaryota, Metazoa, Chordata, Lepidosauria, Squamata, Lacertidae. The transcript is spliced from 4 exons. Gene Ontology annotation, biological process: cell development; neuron differentiation; regulation of transcription by RNA polymerase II. Gene Ontology annotation, cellular component: nucleus. The coding region runs from base 568 to 1962 and encodes 464 amino acids. The record is from RefSeq and is a predicted model, not a curated record. Gene Ontology annotation, molecular function: DNA-binding transcription factor activity, RNA polymerase II-specific; RNA polymerase II cis-regulatory region sequence-specific DNA binding.
CGGGGGUGGGCGGGGCUUGGCGCUCAAGUGGGUGCCAAUCAAAGCAUCAACUUCAAAUUGUAUCUGAAAGAUCAGCCGAGGACCUUAGGGCAGGCGCAUCAGUCGGAGCUCAAUUGUUGAUCAGAUCACAUCUAAGGGAUUUAGGAGCACAGGCGAGCCGAGAGUUGAGGGAAGACGCCCCACCGAGUCCAUCCACACGCGCUGCCGCUGUCUCCUCCUCCUCCGCCUUCCUCCUCCUCCUCCUCUUCCACAUGCAGAUGACAAGAUCCGUCUGAGAGAGCGAGCCGAGAAGGCGAGAAAAGAAAGCAGAGCCCGGAAAGAAAAAAUACCCAGACGGGGGCUCCUCUCUCCGCCCGGCAGCUGGAGAAGGAGAGAAGGCAGGCAGGCAGGGGAGCGCAGUCGACAGCUAGCUAGCGAGCCAGCCAGCCAGCCAUCCCGGGCUCUCCCGCGCCGUCCCAGACCCGGCUUGCCCGCCCGCCGAGCGCCGCUGCCCCGUCCGCUUCGACUUCUGGCUCCGUGUCGCCCCGUCGGCGGUGCGUCUCGCUCCUCCUCGCCUGCACGCCCGGGAUGUCCUUCCCGCAGCUGGGCUACCCGCAGUACCUCAGCGCCAGCCAGGCCGUGUACGGCGGCAGCGACCGGCCCGGGGUGCUGGCGGCCGCCGCCGCUGCCGCCGCUGCUGCCGCCGCCGCUUCGGGCCGUCCAGGGGGCGCGGAGCUCAGCAGCGGCUCCACCGCCGCCGUCACCUCGGUGCUGGGCAUGUACGCCGCGGCCGCCGCGGCCGGGCCUUACAGCGCGCCCAACUACAGCGCCUUCCUGCCCUACAGCGCAGACCUCAGCCUCUUCUCGCAGAUGGGCUCCCAGUAUGAACUGAAGGACAACCCUGGGGUCCAUCCUGCGACUUUUGCUGCUCAUACCACCCCUGGUUAUUAUCCAUAUGGACAGUUCCAGUAUGGGGACCCUGGGAGGCCCAAGAAUGCAACUCGGGAGAGCACCAGCACCUUAAAGGCCUGGCUGAAUGAGCACCGCAAGAACCCCUACCCCACCAAAGGCGAGAAGAUCAUGCUGGCCAUCAUCACCAAGAUGACCCUCACACAGGUCUCCACCUGGUUCGCCAACGCCAGGAGGAGGCUCAAGAAGGAGAACAAGGUCACUUGGGGAUCGCGGAGCAAGGACCAAGAUGACGGGAACCUCUUUGGGAGUGACAACGAGGGGGACCCUGAGAAGAAUGAAGAUGAUGAAGAGAUCGACCUGGAGAGUAUUGACAUAGACAAGAUUGACGAGAACGAUGGGGAACAGAGCAAUGAGGAGGAGGAAGAGAAGGUAGAGCUUCUACGACAAAGCAGCGAGGAAGAGCAUUUGGAGAAGGAGAAGGCCUUGACGCUGUCAGGCCCUGAAGGACUUAAACCCAAAGAGGCCCUGUCCCUGGUGAAGGAGGCCUCGGACAAUCCCACCCGAAUCUUGAGCCCCAGUAGGCAAAAUACUCUACAAGGCCCGCUUCACAACAAGCCCAAGAUCUGGUCUUUGGCAGAGACGGCCACCAGCCCAGAUGGGGCGCUCAGCAAGCCAACUCCUCCUUCACCCCCUGCCCAGGUUAAUCACACCUCUUCCCAGCUCCAGCACCCGGCUUUCCUCCCCAGCCAUGGACUGUACACCUGCCAGAUUGGCAAAUUUCACAACUGGACAAACGGGGCGUUUCUGACCCAGAGUUCCUUGUUAAACGUGAGGUCCUUUUUGGGAGUUAAUCACCACCACGCUGCCCACCACAACCACCACCUUCAGGUCCAGCAGCAGCCCCCCUCGGUGUUAACAGCUCUUAGCACUGAAAAGUCUUCAGAGAGGACGAGCCCUAAACACAUAGAAAGAGAAAACGUACCAAGAACCGACUCUCCACCUCAGCAGUUAAAAUCUCCCUUUCAGCCUGUCCGGGACAACUCUUUGACUCAGCAAGAGGGAACAUCGUGAAUUUUAACAGCUCUCCCUUCUGCUUGAUUAAAUGGCGUGUUCUUUCCCCCCCUUUUUUGGUGGAAAAGAAAAUUUCACAGACUGGUCUAAAGGACAAAACAAAAAAAGUGGAAAUUAUCUAAAUGACUCCCACCAAUCUCAUUUUUGCAAUAAGGUGGUAUCAAUCCCAUUUCAAAAAUAUAUAUAUCCCAACUCCUCAACCUGGACUUUCCCCUUUUCCUUUAUUCCAUUUUCAGAGCGUGUAAUUCUAACCACGAUUGGAUUAUUGGUUUUGGUAAAGAUUUCUCAUGUGUUUGUGUUAUUUUUUUUCUGUAUAUAAAGUGAUUUCGAAUUGUAAAUAAUGCCACAGCAAAAACUUGUCUAAAUCGUAUAUUUUUGUCUAAUAAACAAAAUGAAAUUA